Piliocolobus tephrosceles (Ugandan red Colobus) is the source of this 5092-nucleotide messenger RNA. RefSeq names its product zinc finger protein 268 (gene ZNF268). The transcript has 5 exons. Gene Ontology annotation, molecular function: DNA-binding transcription factor activity, RNA polymerase II-specific; RNA polymerase II cis-regulatory region sequence-specific DNA binding. The record is from RefSeq and is a predicted model, not a curated record. Gene Ontology annotation, biological process: regulation of transcription by RNA polymerase II. The coding region runs from base 298 to 3336 and encodes 1012 amino acids. Lineage: Eukaryota; Metazoa; Chordata; Mammalia; Primates; Cercopithecidae. Gene Ontology annotation, cellular component: nucleus.
UGCUCUGCGCCGACGGUGAGAGCCUCGUUCCGCAGAUAGCGUUCGUCACCCGUCGUGGUCACCGGGCCACCCGAGUCUGGAGUGGUUGCGAACCCUUCUGGCUGCAGAUUCGGAGGUGGAGGCAGUAUCCCGGACUCUAUCCUGCCGCCCCUUCAGGGUUUGGAGGAGCCGGAGGCGCGGAAUUCCUCCAGUUCCAAGGCGGCGGGACGGGACAGAACUAAUCUGCCUUAACUCUCUCCUGCUGCAGACCCGGGGCGGUUGCCUGACCCUAACCUGUGUGUUGGUGAGGGGGUGGAGAUGGUGAAUCCCGUGGCUGUGGGAGGGAAGGAGCCUCAGCUCCGAGAAUGGCAGGCAGCCCUGGUGCCUCGGACCCGCCCCCUCUGGGUUUGGGGACUGCUGGGAGAACGCUUUCUUCUCUGUGCUCUCUCUUCUAGCAUCCCUUACGUCCUGUCACCUCCAGCGAGGCACACAAAACUGACCGUAGGGAUGGCCACCAGGGUCCGAACAGCUUCUAUUUGGGUCCCCCCUCUCCAAGAACGAAACAGUUCAUGGGAUAGGAUGAGAAAGCUCCAAGGUCAGGAAUCUGUCUUGGGCCAAGGGACUCUUGGCCUGCAACACCUCCCUGGAGCACCCAGGCGGAAGCGGAAGAGUCGCAGAACAGAGAAAGUCCUAGAGUGGCUAUUUAUUUCCCAAGAGCAGCCAAAAAUCACCACGUCCUGGGGACCAUUGUCAUUCAUGGAUGUGUUUGUGGAUUUUACCUGGGAGGAGUGGCAGCUGCUAGACUCAGCACAGAAGUGCCUGUACAGGAAUGUGAUGUUGGAGAACUAUAGCAACCUGGUGUCCCUAGGGUAUCAACACACCAAACCUGAUAUCAUCUUCAAGUUGGAACAAGGAGAAGAGCUGUGUGUGGUGCAGGCCCAAAUUCCAAAUCAGUCCUGUCCAAACACAGUCUGGAAAAUUGAUGAUAUAAUUAUGGAAUGGCAUCAGGAAAAUAAAGACAAGCUUGGAAGUAUGGGAAAAAGCUUUGAAUGCACUACAUUUGGAAAACUGUGUCUUCUUAGUACAAAUUAUCUUUUAAGACAAAAACCUCAUAAAUGUGCCACGCAUGGAAAGAGUUUGAAAUAUAUAGAUUUCACUAGUAAUUAUGCUCGAAAGAAUCCUAAUGGAUUUCAGGUACAUGGAAAAUCAUUCUUCCAUUCUAAACAGGAGCAAACUGUUACAGGAAUAAAAUACUGUGAAAGUAAUGAAUCUGGAAAAGCUGUCGAUAAGAAAUCGCAAUUUAUGUGCCAACAAGUGUAUAUGGGCGAAAAUCCCUUUGGAUGUAGCUAUUGUGAGAAAGCCUUCAGCAGCAAGUCAUACCUUGUAGUGCAUCAGCGAACUCAUGCAGAAGAGAAACCACCCUAUGGGUGUAAUGAAUGUGGGAAAGACUUCAGUAGUAAAUCAUACCUCAUUGUACAUCAGAGAAUUCAUACAGGAGAGAAACUGCAUGAAUGUGGUGAAUGUGGGAAAACAUUCAGUUUCAAUUCACAACUUGUUAUACAUCAGAGAAUCCACACAGGUGAGAAUCCCUAUGAGUGCUGUGAAUGUGGGAAAGUCUUCAGUAGGAAAGACCAGCUUGUUUCACACCAGAAAACUCAUUCAGGACGGAAACCAUAUGUGUGUAAUGAAUGUGGGAAAGCUUUUGGUUUAAAAUCACAGCUCAUUAUACAUGAGAGAAUUCAUACAGGAGAGAAACCAUAUGAAUGCAAUGAAUGUCAGAAAGCCUUUAAUACAAAGUCAAACCUUAUGGUACAUCAGAGAACCCAUACAGGGGAGAAACCUUAUGUUUGUAGUGAUUGUGGAAAAGCCUUUACGUUCAAAUCACAGCUCAUUGUACAUCAGGGGAUUCACACAGGAGUAAAGCCCUAUGGGUGUAUUCAUUGUGGGAAAGCAUUCAUUUUGAAAUCACAGCUCAUUGUACAUCAGAGAAGUCACACAGGAGUGAAACCUUAUGUAUGCAAUGAAUGCGGCAAAGCCUUCAGGAGCAAGUCUUACCUUAUUAUACAUACAAGGACUCAUACAGGAGAAAAACUCCAUGAAUGUAACGAUUGUGGGAAGGCCUUCAGUUUUAAAUCACAGCUGAUUAUACAUCAGAGGAUUCAUACAGGAGAGAACCCCUAUGAAUGCCACGAAUGUGGGAAAGCCUUCAGUCGGAAAUACCAGCUUAUUUCGCACCAGAGAACUCAUGCAGGAGAGAAGCCUUAUGAAUGCACCGACUGUGGAAAAGCUUUUGGUUUAAAGUCACAGCUUAUUAUACACCACCGAACUCAUACAGGGGAGAAACCAUUUGAAUGUAGUGAGUGUACAAAAGCCUUUAAUACAAAGUCAAACCUGAUUGUACAUCAGAGAACUCAUACAGGAGAGAAACCCUACGGUUGUAAUGAAUGUGGAAAAGCCUUUACGUUCAAAUCGCAGCUUAUUGUACAUCAAGGAGUGCACACUGGAAUAAAGCCCUAUGGAUGCAGUCAAUGUGAAAAAACCUUUAGUUUGAAGUCCCAGCUCAUUGUACAUCAGAGAAGUCACACAGGAGUAAAACCAUAUGGAUGCAGUGAGUGUGGGAAAGCCUUCAGGAGCAAGUCAUACCUUAUUAUACAUACGAGAACUCAUACAGGAGAGAAACCACAUGAGUGCAGGGAAUGCGGGAAAUCCUUUAGUUUCAAUUCACAACUCAUUGUGCAUCAGAGAAUUCACACUGGAGAAAAUCCCUAUGAAUGCAGUGAAUGUGGAAAAGCCUUUAAUAGGAAAGACCAGCUCAUUUCCCAUCACCGAACUCACGCGGGGGAAAAGCCUUAUGGGUGCAGUGAAUGUGGGAAAGCUUUUAGCAGCAAGUCAUACCUAGUUAUACACAUGAGAACUCAUUCAGGUGAGAAACCAUAUGAAUGUAAUGAAUGUGGGAAAGCCUUCAUUUGGAAGUCACUACUCAUUGUACAUGAGCGAACUCAUGCAAGGGUAAACCCUUAUAAAUGCAGUCAAUGUGAGAAGUCCUUCAGUGGGAAGCUACGCCUUCUUGUACACCAGAGGAUGCACACAAGAGAGAAACCAUAUGGAUGCAAUGAGUGUGGAAAAGCCUUCAUUAGGAAUUCUCAGCUCAUUGUACAUCAAAGAACUCAUUCAGGAGAGAAACCCUAUGGGUGCAAUGAAUGUGGGAAAACCUUCUCUCAAAAAUCAAUUCUCAGUGCACAUCAGAGAACACAUACAGGAGAGAAGCCUUGUAAGUGCACUGAAUGUGGGAAAGCCUUUUGUUGGAAGUCACAGCUCAUUAUGCAUCAGAGAACUCAUGUAGAUGACAAACACUGAUAAUUUUAUGAAACUCCGGAAAGUGAAUUCACAAGAAAUCACAAAAUCAUAUAUAAAGAGAAACUCUGUAAGUGGAAUCAUCUUGUCGUCUUCCAGAAAACUCAUACUGAAUAGAAACUUCAUGAAUACACAGCAUAUGGAAAGGCAUCUACAGAAAGCUGUUCUUUACAUGCAGAAAAAAUAGUAGAAAAUACACAGAAAACUGAAAAUUCUCAGCAGCAAGUCAUACCUUUUUUAAAAAGUUCAUACGGGUGAGGAACUAUGUUAAACAAAUGUAAAGUCAUUUAUUAACAUAAGAUUCACAAAGAGUAAACUUCAUGAACCAGAUGAAUAUAGAAUAGACUUCUUUGAAAUUCAUAGUUUACAGGAUUUUAAUGAGAGAAAUUAUUGAGCUAAUGAAUAGCAGAAUUAACAAAAGUACAAACAUUUUAUGUAUCGGAAGCAUAUACCUUGGAGGAACCAUGCUGUAAGGGAAAGUUUAAAUCUGGAAAUGACAAACUCCUAGGGAAAAAAAAAUAUAUAUAUAUAUAGGAGUGAACAUCUAUGAAUGUACCAAAUAAGCCACAGCUGGACUGUUAACCUCACCUUGUAUGAGUAGCUUCAUUCUAAAAAGAAACCCCAACCUAUUAUUAUGUUUUAAUAUUAAUUUUGAAGAAUGAUUUCCUUUAGGAAUCAUUUUAAGAGAAAUUUUAUUCCAGGUGUUCCAAAUUUUCAGGAAAAGAUUUGAGAAAAUUCUAAAUUAUAAGAUACAGAUUAUUUCAUUGUACAAGUGAAUCUAGUAAGGAGGUUAACAAUAAGAAGUUACAUACCAGAGCCUACAGGGAUAUUUAGAUACCUUCCUAUGUGUACUGCAUAAUACGAAUUUUGCAGUUUGGCAUUUUACUUGUGAAUGCCGUAUGUGCGACAAAAUAUCUUCCAGAGAUUUCUACUCUGCAUACCAACAUUGUUUGUUUGUGGCUUACCAAAUACAACUUGUUACUGGAAUGACUUAGUAAAAAUGCAUUUCCACACUGUAAACAUUUUCUUGUGGUAUCUUCUGCCCUUUGGAAGCAGCCUUGGCAGCAGCCUCUUUAGUUAUAGUAAUCAAUAUAAGGCACACUUCAUGUGUUUGUGUAGCCUGGAAUCUAUUCUACCGUCACUGGUUAGAACGUCUUGAUUUCCUCUUAGAGAAACAUUCCCUCACAGUAUAUGCAGCCAUGAUGGAACCACCAUUCAAGAUGCCCUGCCAGGGACUUGGCAUGAGCACUGUUGUCAGCUGAGGCUCAGAACUGUACAUUGUUAACAGGUUUUUCAGGUUCAGAAAAAGCAACAUGAGCUUUUGUUCUAUGGUAGCAUCUUGAUUUAAUAAGUAGCUAUUUCAGUAGAGGUUCCUAGAACAGCUUUUGUUACUGUCAUUUUCUUAACCUUGUUCACUUGUAUUUUAUUUUGAACUAUUGGGUGUGCUUUUAAUAUAUUCCUUGUUGGAUUGCAUUAGCCAUUGUGUAUCUGUUGCAUACAGCUUACUAAAUCAGACUGCUUCAGAAAUGGGUGGUAGAGAGAGGUGUAGGCAGAAGCUUGCAAGGAUAUGUGGAUAUUUGGAAACGGCUGUUUCCCAAGACAGGAUGGAAGUCCUUCAAGUCUCCAUUUAUAUUCCACAGCAGAAACUUGGCCCAUGCUAUGAAGUCAUGAAAUGAAUUGUUGGCAUCAUGUGCUCACUGAGGCUCUGGGGAAAUGGAUAAGUUGUCACUGAAAAAAUUUAAACAAUUCUGGAGUGUGA